Betta splendens (Siamese fighting fish) is the source of this 1067-nucleotide messenger RNA. RefSeq names its product neudesin neurotrophic factor (gene nenf). Bases 101 to 580 code for a protein of 159 amino acids. The record is from RefSeq and is a predicted model, not a curated record. Lineage: Eukaryota; Metazoa; Chordata; Actinopteri; Anabantiformes; Osphronemidae. Gene Ontology annotation, cellular component: endomembrane system; membrane. The transcript is spliced from 4 exons.
AUGAAAUUUCCCACGGUUUUAAACGCAGCUCCUGUUGAACUCGUCCUGCCGCGAUACGGAAGUGGAGAGCGGAGUUUCUGCCUCAAACGCAGUUUUUACCAUGGCAACAGCGCACGUCGGGCUCCUGCUCGUGGUCGUUUCUGCAGCUUUAUCGGACGAUGUCCGAUUAAAACAAGCGGCCGCGGAGCCGGUCCGUUUGUUCACCGAGGAGGAGCUGCGGAGACACGACGGCACCGAGGAGGGACGUCCCAUUUACAUGGCGGUGAAAGGAGUCGUGUUUGACGUCACCAGAGGGCAGGAGUUCUACGGUAAAGAUGCUCCGUACAACGCGUUGGUUGGGAAGGACUCCACCCGAGCUGUAGCGAAGAUGUCUCUGGACCCGGAGGACCUGACAUCAGAUACCAGCGGCCUCACCGAGGAGCAGCUCAAGUCUCUGGACAGUAUAUUUGAAGGGACGUACAAGAAAAAGUAUCCCAUCGUGGGCUACACAGCGUCGCGCAUCCUCAACGAGGACGGAAGCCCCAAAGACGACUUCAGGGCCGAGCAGCAGCCGCAGCUUCAGACCAAAGACGAGUUUUAACCCGGGGCCGCGACUUCACACCAGACAGAGACACGAACCAAGGAGGAAGUGACACAAGCAACAGUGGAGGGAGGAGAAAAGCAGCAGGAAACGCUAAACGCGAGAACAGAAGAGUCGACCAGUAGUGAAACAUGGAGGAUAGAGAGGUAUGAGACAGAAUAAUAGACUAGAACAGAGGCGACAAAGUAGAAACAACCAACGAAGAAGAGGACAGUGCGACGGAAGAGCGACAAACUGAAACUGAGUCCAUAGAAGCCGAUGUAACAGAUGAGUCUCAUAAGAUCAGAUGUUUAUUCAUAAGCUGUGAUGGUUCGUUUUGUUCCUUAAUAAACCUCACGUCACCAAGUGACCUUUCAUUGGAACCAGCAGAACAUCACUCAACGUUUACAUCGUCUGGAUCCGUUCUGGAUCCGUUCUGGAUCCGUUCUGGAUCCGUUCUGUCCUUGUUUCUUGUGUCGCUGUCAAUAAAGUUAAACGUCAUGUUGAA